UCGUCAGGGUAGGAAUGAGGUGGAGGAAUUCGCCGCCCUCGUCCCCCUCACUCAGGCCGUGAACCGCCUUCUGAUGAAUUAAUUCACGUGCACCCGCGUCUGGGGAAAAUUCCUGUCUGAUGCAGACGAGCGUUGCAAACUAAAACCAAACGAGACUCAUCCUAGGUUCUAAGACGUCGCCUCCAGCUUGGUUCAAAUGGCUGGUCCUAAAAGUCAGCGCCCCUACUCAUCCCCCGAACCGCGUGCACACGCUCACGGCACACUCCGCACACACGCGCACGCACACACAUGCACACACCACACACGCACCCACAAACAACACACCGCACACGCGCACACGUCAGCACUUCCCAGAGACCCUGAUCGUCCCCAUCCCUUGAACAACCCCCUCCCCCCACAGCACCCAGGCUCACACCUCCCUUACCCCCAGCUCCCGGCCCCUCCCCCUCCCUCCCCGGGCUCCUUCCCACCCCCCCCAGCACCCGGCCCCUCCCCCUCCCUCCCCGGGCUCCUUUCCCCCCCACCCCAGCAGCCGGGCUCUCCUCCUUUCCUCCCUCCUCUCCCAGGCUCCCCCAUUCCCCUUCUCCUUACCCAGGCUCUCCCCCAUACCCACUCACCCCUAGCAUACAAGCUCCCCUCUCCCCCUCUCCCUGCAUCCCCAUAACUUCCACAGGCUUCCCGGCCGCUGGCAGGCGGGUGGGCGGGAAGUGCGGCCCAGACCCAGUGGAUAGAGAGGGGAGAGAGGGGAGCGCAGACGCAGGGGCGCCGAGCGGUGGGGAGCGCUGGGGGUGGGGCCCAGGGGGUCCGGGAGAGCCAGCUGGGGGUGGAGAGCUGCGUUUCCGCAGCGGCCCGCGCCGGAUAGGGGCGCGGAUAGGCAGGGAAGGCGGAGAGACGCGGCCAGGGGCCCCCGCUCCGGGAGGAGGAGGCGGAGGGGCGUCCCGGGGGUGGCGGGGGCUGCCGGGGGCGGGGAAGGGCGGCGCCAGGGCGAGGCGCGCGGGGCCGCGGGUGGGGUGGGGGGUUGGGGGGGAACGAGCGUCCUGGGAGGGGCCCCGCGGGCUGGGGAGGGGGCGCGCGCCCUGCGGUCUCUGCGCCGCAUCGGUUCCCGGCGUGGGGUCGCGGCGGCGGCGGCGGCGGCGGGAGGCGGAGGAUGCGGGCUCCGGCGGCGGCGGCGCGGGCCCGGGAGGACGCGGGAGGAUGAGGAGGAGGCCGGCGGUCCGGCCGCGCGGCGCCGGGAGGAGGCGCAGGCGGCGGGGGCGGCGGCGGGCGGCGGCGGGCGCGCGGGGUGCGGGCCGGCUCGGGCGCGGAGGAUGAAGUGGAGCGUCCGCGGGGCCUGCGCCGCGCUCUCCUCCUGCCUCCUGCUCGCCUGCGCGCUCAGCGCCGCCGCCGUCGGCCUCAAGUGCUUCUCGUUGGGCUCGGAGCUGCGCGGGGAGCCGUUCCGCCUGGGGGCCGCCGCCGGCGCCUUCUACUCCGGGCUGCUGCUGGCCGCCGGCCUCUCGCUGCUCGGCGCCGCCCUGCUCUGCUGCGGACCCCGGGACGCGCCCCUCGCGGGGUCGGAACCGGGCCCGGGUUUGGGGGUCCCCGCGGCGCCGGCAGGCGCUCCCGAGGCCGCGCCGGGCGAGCCGGGGGCCGCGGCCGGGGCCCCGGGGCCGGUGAGCAGCCAGAACCUGCUUCUGCUCGGCGUCCUGGUCUUCAUGCUCGGGGUCCUCAGCGCAUUCGCGGGCGCCGUGAUCGACGGCGACACCGUGUCCCUGGUGGAGCGCAAGUACUCGCACUACUGCCUGCCCCCGCGGGCGCCAGGUUCGAGCCCCGGCUCGGCCCCAGGUUCAACCCCCGGCUCGGCCCCGGGCUCGGCCCCCGGCGCCCCGCGCGCUCGCAGCACCCUGGACAGCGCCACGUCCGCCAAGUGCCGCCAGCUGAAGGACUACCAGCGCGGCCUGGUGCUCUCCACCGUCUUCAACUCGCUUGAGUGCCUGCUGGGCCUGCUCAGCCUCCUGCUCGUCAAGAACUACAAGUCGUCGCAGGCCCGGCGCGGUCGGCGCGGCAGGCGGAGGGGAGGCCGGGCCCUGGCGCGGCCCCGCGGCGGCUCCGGGCUCCGCGCGCAGCCGCCCGCCUCUCGGGCGCGCCGGGGCCGGCGGGGCCGGCGGGGGCGGCGGCUGCAGCAGCGGCCGAGCGAGGCCUCCAUCCUGUCCCCGGAGGAGUCGGACCUGGCCGCCCCCGGGGACUGCGCGGGCUUCGCGGCGCACCACGCGGUCUCCUACAUCAACGUAGGCGUCCUCCACGCGCUGGACGAGGCGGGCGCGGAGGUGCGCUGCGGGGGGCACCCGUCGGUGGAGCUGCCGGGGUACGCGCCCUCGGACCCCGACCUCAACGCCUCCUACCCCUACUGCUGCCGGCCGCCCUGCGAGACGCCGCGGCCCUGGGAGACCCGUCGGGCCUGCUGAGCCCGCGGGCCGGACCCCCAUCCCACGGACCGCGCGUGCGUUCCCCCUCCCCGCCCCGCUCAGGACCCCCGCGGCAAGGAAGGACGGGCAGCGGGGCGGGGUCCAGGGCCAGGCCUCAGGGGCGCCGCCUCUUCCACGUGGCUUUGCAGCCUCCGGCCUGGCCCCCUCUGCGGGCUCCGUGACCACAGGAGGGGGCCCCUGAUGUGACCAUUUCUGUAUCUGGGAGGUUUCUCUUCUUAUUUGUGUCGUUCAUAUCUGGAUUCCAUUUUCAAGUUUACAAUAAAUGUUUGGGCUUGGCUAGCCCGACUGCACUUUUCUUGGCAAGUCCAAACCCUGGGGCUGCUCUGCCUGGUGGUCCGAGGCGAGGGGGACAGAGCGAGCGCCCCAGGACGGCGACUUCCCACGGAGGAAGAGCAGACAGAGACGCAGAGCAGCUGGUAAUUCAGAAAGAAGAAGUGAGAACACCCAACAGCAACACUUUGUACACGGAUGUGCCUGCUUUUGUUGAUACUUUCUUACUGUAAAGCUCUCCAUAAAUAGUGAAAAUGUUUGGUAAAUUUAUUGCAAUUUAAAAUUGGUGAGUUCCUUUAUUAAAUUAAUUGCUAUGUUA
Molecule: messenger RNA, 3051 nt
Organism: Gorilla gorilla gorilla (western lowland gorilla)
Lineage: Eukaryota; Metazoa; Chordata; Mammalia; Primates; Hominidae
Gene: TMEM271
Product: transmembrane protein 271
Exons: 1
Coding region: 1308-2441 (377 amino acids)
Source: RefSeq, a predicted model, not a curated record